AUGGACUCACGCGACGACAAGCCAGAGGAUGGACAGACCAAAAUUACUGUCAAGCCAGUGGUCGGUAAAGAUGGUAAUACCCGUGCCUUCUGGUCGUUCGAAGACUCCAAGAUCAAGGACAUGUACGACGACUCGGUCCCCACAAAGAAGGAACGUCGAGAGAACUUGGACAAUGUCACUGUGUCCUGUGAUAAUUGCGAAAAAACCUUACGUCGCGCUGACAUCAAGCGAGAUGGUAUAUUAAGUCAUGCGGACUCCUCUCCUGGCGGAUCAGAGGAUGAAAAUCCCGAGCAAAUGGUCGCGUACAGUAAAAUCGAGAAAAUUCCUAGAGAAGACACGCCGGAGAGAACCCAGAAAGGCGAUACUUCCUUUCGGCAAUCCUACAAAGGAUCUAUGCCCGUUAUUACUGUUUGGUUUACGACCGAGGACGGCGGAGGAGCACAGGGUGAAGUUUCCAAGACCAUGGAGAUUCCUUGGGGCAUGUUGAACUAUGUCAAGGAGAAGGGAACAAUCAAAUUCAGGUCAUCAAUGCUAGGUGAUAGCGAGCACCCCAUGCAAGCGGAGACACUUAGAGAAUCUAUUCAACAAUCAUAUCAGAAUGGACAAGUCGAAUCAAAUGCGUCUCCGCGUGAAAAAGAAGUCAAUAAACUAGAACGAUACUAA
Desarmillaria tabescens is the source of this 663-nucleotide messenger RNA. RefSeq lists its product as uncharacterized. The transcript has 5 exons. Bases 1 to 663 code for a protein of 220 amino acids. The record is from RefSeq and is a predicted model, not a curated record. Lineage: Eukaryota; Fungi; Basidiomycota; Agaricomycetes; Agaricales; Physalacriaceae.